GGGGACUAUAAAUAUAUGACCGAUACCCAUACACAGAAUUUGUAGUUGGUUCUCGUAUGAUAUCAAAGCUAGCCAACAUGAAAAAACAAAUUCUAGUUGUAUUAUUUGUUUUAUUCAAUGUCAACAUGGACAAUGCCCAGAUAUAUACAGCUAGGCGUCUACCACGAGCUUCAGUAGAUGAGCGAUCUGCAGAUCAAGGAAAAGAUUACGUUGUAUAUUACUUUGGAUAUGAACAUCAGUUAUCUUGGUUAAAAGCCAUGCAACAUUGUAAAGCUCAUCAAAUGGAUUUAGUUGCUAUUAAAUCGAAGGAAGAAAACGAUUACAUCCUAUCUCGGCUGGAAUGGGAUCUAGGACAUGAUAAACGCAACUUCUGGUUUUGGACAGCGGGAACUACUUAUCCAAACAACAAAUGGGCAUGGUUGUCAACGGGAGAACCAGUUAAUUAUACUAACUGGGAACCCACUCAACCUGAUAAUGCUGACGGCUACGAACAUGUUCUCCAGAUUAAAUACAGAAAGGGGUUAGACCUUUUAUGGAACGACCUCAAUCAGGAAUUCCGUCUUCAUCCACUUUGCGAGGCUAGAUCUACCUUAGCGGAAGUCGAGAAAUUUGAAAAAAGUUGCAAUCAGUCAGUACCUUUGGAUUUAUCAAAAUUGGAACCAAUGACCUUUAAACAAACUACAUUUUUUUAAAUACUUUGGAAUAUGUUUGUGAAUUGUUUGAUAAAUUAUUGAAACUGUUUGCUGUGGAUAAUCUUAAUCAAUACAGUCUGUUGUAGCAUAUAA
Messenger RNA from Diabrotica virgifera virgifera (western corn rootworm), 785 nucleotides. RefSeq names its product perlucin-like. The record is from RefSeq and is a predicted model, not a curated record. NCBI's taxonomy places the organism in Eukaryota, Metazoa, Arthropoda, Insecta, Coleoptera, Chrysomelidae. Bases 57 to 692 code for a protein of 211 amino acids. Gene Ontology annotation, cellular component: external side of plasma membrane. The transcript is spliced from 4 exons. Gene Ontology annotation, molecular function: carbohydrate binding. Gene Ontology annotation, biological process: biological process involved in interspecies interaction between organisms.